AUGAUCUUUGAAACGCUUUCAAACCAAAAAAACAUGAAAACGGAACACGAAUACGAGGCGACACGUCGAGUCGGAUGCAUCGAGCAGCAGAUUCCUUUAAAAUGGAAGAAAUUUGCCGGAAAACCCAUGCGGAUAAUGUACUAUGGUACAAAGGUGAAUACAUUCCGAGAGAACCCCAAUUUGCAGCACCCCAACGAUUCCUAUACAAUGUGGGCCACGAAAGAAUUACGCCGAGAAAUGAAAGACAAAGGGAAAUAUCUAAGUGAUGCUGAUCUCAAAAGCAUCAUCUCUCAGGAAUGGCGUACAGACCUUACACGAAAUAUCUUAAACAUUCGCCUGAAUCGACAUGGCAGUAAAUCUGGACCAAUUGUGCAUCGAUCACCAACUGGUGCUUUAUAUAUUGAUUCACAUGAACAAUAA
Molecule: messenger RNA, 420 nt
Organism: Plasmopara halstedii
Lineage: Eukaryota; Oomycota; Peronosporomycetes; Peronosporales; Peronosporaceae
Exons: 2
Coding region: 1-420 (139 amino acids)
Source: RefSeq, a predicted model, not a curated record